UAAACAGUCAUAACUGGAAAUGCGAUGAAAAGAUUACCACGUCAUGCUGGCAUUCUCUGAUAUCAGGUGUACAAUCCUCUGUCCUUAUAUUGCAUGACAUCCUAUUGUGAAGUCAUUUGACCGACAACCGGGCGCAGUCUCGAAGUAAGCACAACGAGAAACAGUUGUCUGUUUCAGGUUUGACGUCUAACUAUCUGCAGUAACGGAUUGAAAAGUAUUAUUCUGUAAUACUCUAAGACGGAUUGGAUCAGCAAGAAGCCAGUGUCUCUGAUAAAGGAUGAUUCCCCUGAAAAGUAUCCAAAAGAAAAACAAGGCUGUUAAGCACGAAAAGCCUGAAAAACGAUUGAAAAAUAGGAGCAAGCUUCCUCAUAAGAGGACAAACACUGUGGCCCUCCCAGAGACACUCAACAAACGGGUCGAUAUAAACAGGAUACGGAACAGAAAGUCGUCCUGCCCGGAGAUUCUUUUGUACAAUACAGGUCUCAAAGGCAAAGAACUUCCCGAGCUUUUCAAGUUGAUAAAGAUUGGGGAAGCGGACUUACAGUCGCUAGCCACGAAAGGAAUCUACCCACUCCACGAUGCCGUGUCUAAAGGGCUUACAGACUGCGCUAAGGUGCUUAUAGAGAAGGCCACGACUCUAAACGUGCGGAAUGCUGACGGCUACUCGCCUCUCGAUAUAGCAGUGGAAACGGGAAAUUUUGAGUGCGCAGAGUUACUGAUAAGGCAUGGAGCUUCAGCAGAAGACAUCAGGAAUGGUUUUAAAUUGAGGUCAAGGAUCGUACGAAAGAUCUCCAGUCCAAAAUAGGCGCGUGCCAUGCACGAUUGUAUGUAUUAUUCAGGACUUGAAUUAGAUUUUAUGCAAGUAUAUAAUGUUAAGUUUAGAAACUGAAAAUUCCAGCUUCUGUUCAGCAAUGACCCCCUCGUUGAAAAGAAGAUCUCAACGACAUUUAGCGGCGCAAUGUAGCCGAGAAGUAAUUUUAUGACGGUGUAGCUGUCUUAAUGAGCAAUGAUACACGAAAAUUGACUCUGUUAACUCUCUCGUAGAUGUAAUGUUUUUACCUAAUGAGACAUCAUUUUUAAAGCGUUUUGCAGCUAGCCGAGUGAAUGUUAGACUGUGGCUGUAUACGUUUUUUCUACAAGUGAGAACCUACCCUUGGUACCCACUUAGACAAGCAUCGUUAUUUAAUCUUUAUAACGUUCGUGAUAGCGAUUAAAGCAAAUCAAAGCUCUUCAGGUCUCAACACCGCGCUCCUCAGUUUAAAUCGUAGUGAAUCUCAUAUUCUACCAAAAUGGAAUUCAGGCAAGGACUGAUUUCGAGCUGUAGGUGGUUGUCAAUGUUAAAUGAAACUGUUAAUUGGAAAGAACAAUACCUCGAUUAGCUUAUUUUAAAAUCUCAAGUGUUGUUUAGUCUUCUUUGACAUUGGGAAACAUAUUUCACAUUUCAAUCGUUCAAAAAAAAAAAAGGAACGUUGAUGACUUAUCCUUUUAUAAAACGUAGACAUUAACUUAAAAAGUCCGUAAUCUCAUACCUUCGAUGCGUGCGAUGUUUGUCAGAUGAAUUCUUCUUUAAGAGUGAGAGAAAUCCCGAAAACAAGCCAAUAAUUUACAUUUCUAGCUAAUAUGAUAUUUUAAAUAAAAUGUCUUCUCUGAUCGACUGAUUAAAUGAUAACAGCGGAACAGUGAUAUAGUAAUCUCAUUAGGUACCGUGAGAAAUUGAAGACGAGAGCUGUUAAAAGUUCAAACCCUUGUGUUAGCCUUGAAGACAGAUUUUCAUUGAGGUUUGAUGAUGAGUUAGAAUUGCCAGUUCAUUGCUCUCAAUGAGAGCACAAUCUAGCGUAGAGAUUUUUAAACAUGCUGAAAGUUUCCAGUUUGACCGGCGAAACUAAGCGAAAGUUAGCUGUGGAAAUAAAAUUUUUCAUUACUGAAAG
Molecule: messenger RNA, 1928 nt
Organism: Pocillopora verrucosa
Lineage: Eukaryota; Metazoa; Cnidaria; Anthozoa; Scleractinia; Pocilloporidae
Product: protein phosphatase 1 regulatory subunit 27-like
Biological process (GO): protein ubiquitination; positive regulation of protein catabolic process
Molecular function (GO): protein binding
Source: RefSeq, a predicted model, not a curated record